UUUUAAUAGUCACACCCCAUACAAAUCUUGAAUGCUAAUUUUGAAUAUAUUGAUGCAAGAAAGUAUGUUGGCAUUAUUUUGAAUUGUGUUUUAGUUUUUCCCUACAAUUGUAAAUAAAACAGAAAAGGACUGAUAAGCUGACAACAAUAAGAUUCAAACACCACCGUUUUCGCUCUGUAAUCUUUGGCGGUCGUUCCACUUCUUUGGAAGUGUAUCAUAAUCUCAUUUCACCGGAAUUCCUUUAUCUCCCCCGAUUUCCGAUCUUCCUCUAAAUGGGCUCUUGAUCAGGGGCCUCUUUGAGUUUUGUGCUAAUUGGAUCAUAUGAGGUGGUUACUCGGUUCAUUGGGCGAUUCACAUGUACAAUUGCUGGUGGAUUUUAGCGAAUUGAAUUGUUUUACGCAUAAGCCUGUCAAUUUAUCACAUUGGAAUUCCAGUAAUAUAGCAGAGGGAGGCUACUAUGGCUGAGGGAGUCGAGCAGCUUAAACUUAAGUUCAGAAUCUUUGAUGGGACAGAUAUAGGUCAUGGUUCCUAUUCGCCAUCAGUCACUGUUGCAACUCUUAAGCAAAGACUUCUUUCCGAGUGGCCUCAAGAUAAAUCAGUAGUCCCAAAGUCGGUAAAUGAUAUGAAAGUAAUCCAUGGGGGAAAAGUUUUGGAGAAUGACAAAACACUUGCCGAAGCUAGCGUGCACACCAGUGACCUUCCUGAUGGAGCUAUUACAAUGCAUGUUGUUGUACAGCCAGUUGUUAAGAAAAAGACAGGUAAGAAUCUAUCCAGGAAUCAAAUACAGUGCUCGUGUUCCUGCACUAUCCUUUAAUAGUGCACGGGAGCAUCAACGAUGGAAAGGUCGUUCAGAAACGAAACAAAUUGGCUUAUAGAAACGAAACAAAUUGGCUUCUAUAAGUUGGAACUUUGCCUUCAUACAUGUACUCAAUCUUUGUGAUGUUUGGGGCUGGCUUACAAUGAGGAUCAAGAUUUCUCCCCGCUCUUGUUUACUUAUUCAUUUAUUUGUCUAUUUAUGGAUGUAAUUAUCUUUAAAUAAAUUAAUACCUUUACUUGUAUUAGAA
This is a messenger RNA of Salvia splendens (bonfire salvia), 1064 nucleotides long. RefSeq names its product membrane-anchored ubiquitin-fold protein 3-like. The transcript has 5 exons. Bases 458 to 814 code for a protein of 118 amino acids. Gene Ontology annotation, molecular function: protein binding. NCBI's taxonomy places the organism in Eukaryota, Viridiplantae, Streptophyta, Magnoliopsida, Lamiales, Lamiaceae. The record is from RefSeq and is a predicted model, not a curated record.